Perca fluviatilis (European perch) is the source of this 3432-nucleotide messenger RNA. RefSeq lists its product as uncharacterized. Gene Ontology annotation, molecular function: Wnt-protein binding; Wnt receptor activity. Bases 1316 to 3280 code for a protein of 654 amino acids. Gene Ontology annotation, cellular component: plasma membrane. The transcript is spliced from 11 exons. NCBI's taxonomy places the organism in Eukaryota, Metazoa, Chordata, Actinopteri, Perciformes, Percidae. The record is from RefSeq and is a predicted model, not a curated record. Gene Ontology annotation, biological process: non-canonical Wnt signaling pathway; canonical Wnt signaling pathway.
AUUUGCUAUUUAAACGAUGUGGGCGCUGGACGGGAAACUGACAACUGGGUCGGUCUUAAACUAGCAAAGACAGUUGCGUCGGGCUUUGCGCUGCGCUGUGCCGGGUGCGAGAUAGAACCCUAAAGCUCUUAAGCAUGUCGCUGAACCAAAGUAGACACUCAGUUCUGCUUCCAUAAACUUUUUUUUUUUAUCUCAAAUUCAUCUAAAGUUCAUGUUUUUGGAAUGUGUGUCAUGAAAUUUGGCAUGAACCAAAUAAAACAAACGUCUGGAAUCUGGAAGUGGUGGCUUCGUGUACCAAUGGACGGACUGCAUCCCCAUCUCUACCGCCACACAACUAGCAUCGCUAAAAAUCCUGAAUAUUGUUUCUGAAACCAUUAGGAAAUACUAUAUUGUUUAGGCCAGUGGCUUCCAAAGUCCUUGAAUCAUUCAUUUUCACUAUAAUUCCAUCCGUACAUAACACAACGACAGAAUGUAUUACUAUUUUUGGUCAUAGGUAUCAUACACUUUCUGUUAGCAAAAGUCCCAUCAGAUUGGAAAACCUGGAACUAAAUCUUCAGUUCAGGACUGUUGAUGUGGAAAAGGUUUGGGAGCCACUGGGUUUAUGCAACAGACAACCACACUGUGUAAUCAACAAACAUGUCCUACUCAGAUGUCUUUCAUUAAAUGCAUUCAUUUCAUUUACACGGUUGAAGCGUUUUUAUCUCUAUAAAGUCUCAUGCUUUCAGGCAAACUUCAGGCGUGCUCAAAACGACUUUAGGAGGACAAGGUAUCUCUCAGCCAGAAAGCCAGCCCCGUUCUCUCUCUCUCUCACUGCUGUCGGAUUGCGUGAGAGAAUCAACUCAUCCCGUUUACGGUAAAACAACAUGAUGCCACACGGUGGGCGUGCAAUGCUGGAACUCAUUUUUUUAUUUACGGAAAUCGAAGCUCCAGAGAAGUGAAGAUGCCGAAAUACUUUCCAUUGAAAGAACUCAGGUUUAUUGUGCCAGCCUUUGUGCAACUAAUCCCCCUCCACCCACCCAGGCUACACAUUAAGCACACAAUCACAACCAGAUGUUGAGCUUCUUUUAAAAGCCCUUAGUUCUCAGAGUAGGGCUGCUGCUCUGAGACCAGUUUGGCUCUCUUUUAGUGUUAAGCAUCUUAUUGAUAUGUGACCUUAGCAGUGCUCCUAAAUCAGCGCCUCGUUUGUAGAGACUCCAUUCGUGGACUCGUACUCCACCUCCCCGAGCACAGCAGCAGAGACGCACACUGGUCUCCAACCUCCAGAAGCAUUUGUUCCAUACAGCACAGGCCAGUUUUUAGACAUUACCGAGAGAACAUGGAGCAUUUGGUCUUGGUGGUUCUGGGUCUGCUGCUGUCGCCCCACUGUCUCCGGGCACAAAGCAGCAGCAACAGGGCAAACUGCAAGCCAGUGACGGCCAGCUUUUGUCAGGGUGUGGGAUACACCACCACCCCGCAUCCCACUGGAGCGCUGGGCUUCAACCUGCAGCAGACGGGUCAGAUUGUGGAGACGGCUUGCUCGCCGCACGUCGCCGUGCUCAUGUGCCGCGUCGUCGUGCCCGAGUGCGGCUCGGAGGACAACAGCAGGAUGAAGCCGUGCCGAGCUCUGUGUGAGAAGGUGAAGACGGACUGCGAGUCUGCCCUCAGAGCCAAGAGGCUGCUCUGGCCCACCAGGCUCCGAUGUGAAACUCUACCAGAGUCCAACUGUGUGCAGGGUCAAGACACCAGGGUAGCUCCAACCUCUCCUGCAACAUGUCAGACCAUCAGCGUCCAUCUCUGCAUAGACAUGCCGUACACGGAGACGGUUCUGCCCAACCUCCUGGGCCACACGAGCCAGGAGGAAGCGAGCCUGGUGUUACAGACGUUUAGUCCAAUUAUACAAGUGGGCUGCUCCUCCGAGCUGAGGCCUUUCUUGUGCUCCGUCUACACUCCUAAGUGCGUGUCAGGAAUACCUCGGCCUCCCUGCAGAACGCUCUGCGAGAAGGCCAGGUCCGGCUGCGAGUCCCUGAUGAACAAGUUUGGCUUCCAGUGGCCAGAAGCGCUCAGGUGUGAAGCAUUUACCACAGAGUCCUGCGAUAAGAGUCAAGACAUGAGUUUUACUCACACGUCCUUUGCAACCUGUGAGCCAAUCAGCGUUCCUCUCUGCGUAGGCCUGCCGUACACUGAGACCGUCCUGCCCAACGCUCUGGGCCACAAAUCUCAGGAGGAUGCAGGCAUGGAAAUACAUCAGUAUUCUCCGCUUGUAAAAGUGGAGUGCUCCCCUCACCUGAAGCCUUUCUUGUGCUCCGUCUACACUCCCGAGUGUGUGUCAGGAACACCUCGGCCUCCCUGCAGAACGCUCUGCGAGAAGGCCAGGUCCGGCUGCGAGUCCCUGAUGAACAAGUUUGGCUUCCAGUGGCCAGAAGCCCUCAGGUGUGAAGCAUUUACCACAGAGUCCUGUGAACACUACGGGGUGGGCAGCAGCGGGGGGUUCUGUGAGCCGAUCACCAUACCGAUGUGCCAGGGCCUCUCCUACAACCAGACCAUCACUCCUAAUCUUCUGGGACACACAAGCCAGAGGGACGCGGUGGUGAAGAUGUCCUUUUUCAACUCGAUGGUGCAGACUAUGUGCUCGGUGGACAUCCGGCUGUUUGUUUGUACGGUGUACGCCCCCCAGUGCGUGGCGGGGGAAGUGCAGCGGCCCUGCAGGUCCUUCUGCGAGAGGGCCAGACAAGGCUGCGAGGGUCUGAUGAACAGCUUUGGCCUUUCCUGGCCGGACGAGCUGCAGUGCAACUUAUUCCCAGAGGAAAUGUGUAUAUCAGAAGACAGAAGGCCUGAUAUGCUGAGUGCUGAAGGUGUCCUUGCUAAGCUGAACGCCGGUGGCUACUCUGUUCGUGGCAAAUCCCUGAGUCUCAAGACGGCCCGCCUCCUGUUGACUCUCAUGGAUGCGGACAAGACUGGAGACCUGGAUGUGGUGGAGGUCUUCAAACUGGAGCACUACGUGGCUGCUACCAGGAGGGAGUACGUGGAGAGCUACGAGAAGAGGAGCCCACCCUCCGUCACGCAAACCCAAAUGAAAAAGAUUCUGUCUGGCCGGAAUUUCGAUUUAGACGAUGAAACCUUCAGAGUUCUGUGGUACGAGCACAACUCCAAAGGUGGGAUCGACUACGAUGAGUUUGUGGCCGUUGUGACAAAACUUCAUAUCCUCAGAGAUCGUUUCCAGGCUCAUCUGCUGAAUUUGCCGUGUGACUGCCAAGUCGCCAGCUUCUCUUUCAAGCAGUUCAUGAAAUCAGCCUUACUCUGAGGAUCAAACAGGAGCUGAAAAGGGAAAUUAGUACCACAGCUGUUUAGAGCUGUUGGGACCAUAUACUGUAUGUCCUUAUGAUCAUCUUCCAUUAACACGUUUCCAUUCUUAAAGUACAGAAACAUUAAAGGAAAACUAAACACUGAAAAUAA